AUGGAAGAAUGGCAAAGUUUCAUCAAGAAACGUUUGGGUCCAAAAUACCAUGAGAAAAGUGAGAAAUUCAAGAAGAUGAGGGUAAAGCAAACAAUGUUACACACAAUGAUUCGUAAAGGUUAUGCUCACCUCAAAGAUGAGAUGAGAAAAGCAAGUACAUCGCUUGAUAGCAUAACAAGGAGAGAUGUAUGGAUUUGUGGGCAUACAAGGAAAUCUGGGGGAUUUUUAAAUGAAGAAGUUGCAAAUGCAGUGCACUUGGCCCUAAGCGUCGAGGCUAGUUCCCUUGUGUUAGCGCAAAUGCUCAAGGUUUUGGAGGCCUGGAAGCCAAUUCUGCCAACCAAGCUAGUUCUCACAACAUUCAAGCGAAUUCUACAAAUUGUAAAGCUAAAUAUGUCAACCUUCGAUCCAAAUCUAAACUUGCCAACCCAUAAAGCUAUUAAGAAUGUUGCUCUUGAAGCCUCUUCGGCCAACCAUAAAGCUAAAUCUGCCAACCUUCUAUCCAAAUCGGUUAACCUUGAGGCUAUUUUACUCACCAUUAUGGUAAUUCCCAAUCUUCAAGGGAAAAAAGUGCAAACUACUACAUUGGACAGGAAGUGGAGAAGUUGUUGCACUUGCUAA
Prunus armeniaca (apricot) is the source of this 618-nucleotide messenger RNA. Lineage: Eukaryota; Viridiplantae; Streptophyta; Magnoliopsida; Rosales; Rosaceae. The record is from the annotation of a GenBank genome assembly.